GUUCAGGCUUGAUCCAGCCCUUUUGCUGGGAUGAAGAGGGUUUUUCUAUCAGUGCUGUUGAUUGAAAAAUACAACCAAUGCAAGCUGAGUUUACAAAGAAUGUGCAGACUUAUUAUGUUUGUUUAAAAAAAAUCUCCAUUCUUCCUUAUGUAAAUCAAGGCUUAGACAAAUAAACUGCCUGGCUCACGGUCUCCAGCAUUCUAGAUCUAUUGCCACGCAGAAUUGAUUUCACCUAAUCAGCACCAUUCUUUAAAAUAAAUCAAAAUAAACUGAAACAAUGAGACAAUAAUGAGAUGUCAUCACAUCUGUAAGCUACCAGGAAGAGUUAUGGGAAUCCGACUACUUCACUUUUCUUCUGUGGUGAUCCUUGUCCUACUCCUUGUAGCAGGUGCUUUAAUGGCUUUGCUUCCUAACAUUAAAGAUGACAAAAUGCCCAAUUUGCAAAGAGAAUCAAAAUCCCAGAGCCAAUCUGCCUUGGAUUCAUUUACUCUUGUUAUGCAGACAUACAAUAGAACUGAUUUAUUGCUGAAGCUCUUAAAUCAUUAUCAAGCCAUCCCCCAUCUACAUAAAGUGAUCGUUGUGUGGAAUAAUGUUGGCGAGAAGAUACCAGAGGAAAUGUGGAAUUCCCUGGGACCCCAUCCCGUACCUGUUAUCUUCAAAGUGCAGACAGUGAAUCGCAUGAGGAACAGACUCCAGAUCUUCCAUGAACUGGAAACAAAAGCUGUUUUAAUGAUGGAUGAUGACACACUGGUUAGUGCCUAUGAUCUUGCAUUUGCCUUCUCUGUUUGGCAGCAAUUUCAAGAUCAAAUAGUGGGAUUUGUUCCUAGAAAGCAUGUUUCCACUCCUUCAGGUAUUUACAGUUAUGGCAGCUUUGAACUGCAGACCUCUGGAUUUGGAAAUGGGGAUCAGUAUUCCAUGAUUCUCAUAGGAGCAGCAUUCUUCCACAGUGGAUACCUAGAACUCUUUCAAAAGCAGCCUGAUGCUGUUCGUGCUUUGAUAGAUGAAACUCAAAACUGUGAUGAUAUUGUCAUGAAUUUUUUAGUGGCAAAGCAUACUGGAAAGCCUUCAGGAGUGUUUGUGAAGCCUGUUGACAUAAGGAAUUUAGAAAAAGAGACUAACAGUGGCUAUUCUGGAAUGUGGCACCGAGCAGAGCACUUGCUCCAAAGAUCUUACUGUCUAAAUAAAUUGGUUAAUAUUUAUGACAGCAUGCCCUUAAAAUAUUCUAACAUUAUGAUUUCCCAGUUUGGUUUCCCUAAUUAUGCCAAUCACAAGACUAAAAUGUGAGCGUGUAUAAGAGGUAUCAAACAGUGAACUCAAGUCAGCAUAAAAUAAAUUAAAUUCUGGUGGAAUUACUCCAGCUUGGCCUCCUUUACACAUAAUCUCUGAAUUUUGCCCUCAGUAUUUUCCCUCAGUGUAAGUUAUUUUGCAAGUUUAAAAAAUAGUAUAUGCAGUGUUCACUUGUCAUAAAAUCACCUGAAUCUCUUAAUACUUGAAAUGAUGCUAUUGUCAAUAUUAUAGGGGCAGAUCUUCAAAGGCAUCUGCAAAAAAAUGUGCAGUCCCUUGGUGCACAAAUAUAAAGAGCAUAAACUCUAUUUCUUUAGAAUAUAUUUACCUAGUCAAGUGAUAUUUUGGCAUAUUUGUGUUAAGUAUAUUUUGAGACUUCUAUGUUUCUCAAAAAUUCCUACUGAAAACUUUUAAUUGCUACACUGAUCUAUUUCCCAUGGUAUUAGAUUUGGUUAUAAAACUCUACAAAGCUUGCAUGCUAACUAUUGUUCUUCAGCAUGAAGUUUUCCUAAUGUUCCAAUCAAAGCAUAAGCCUAAAAAAGUCAUGGAACAAAGCACAGUCUCAGUAUCAAACAACUCUAGGAGCUUCACCUACAACAGCAGCCACUGCUGAGUUCUGGACCAUAUUACUGAUAUUGCCUUUUUCCUAUCAUAACUUUGCCCCCAGUCACUGGGGUGCUGCUCCAAUUGAAAGGAACUUGGGUUAACUUAGGAAAGAUAGUGAAUAUGCAAAACAUAUAUAAUAAGAAAUAUAACUUAUGUUACCACAUAUGAAGCCAAAAGAGAUACGUGCCAUAUUUGCUGCUUACUAUGGACUUUAAAACUUACUCUUAUUUCAGUGUUUUGCAUAAACAGUAGAACCUCAGAGUUACAAACACUUUGGGAAUGGAAGUUGUUCAUAACUCUGAUGUUUUCAUAACUGAACAAAAUGUUAUGGUUGUUCUUUCAAAAGUUUACAACUUAACAUAGUUUUAAUAUAGCUUUGAAAUU
This is a messenger RNA of Pelodiscus sinensis (Chinese soft-shelled turtle), 2274 nucleotides long. The record is from RefSeq and is a predicted model, not a curated record. Lineage: Eukaryota; Metazoa; Chordata; Testudines; Trionychidae.